Talpa occidentalis (Iberian mole) is the source of this 1012-nucleotide messenger RNA. RefSeq names its product actin related protein 2/3 complex subunit 5 like (gene ARPC5L). Gene Ontology annotation, biological process: cell migration; Arp2/3 complex-mediated actin nucleation; regulation of actin filament polymerization. Lineage: Eukaryota; Metazoa; Chordata; Mammalia; Eulipotyphla; Talpidae. The record is from RefSeq and is a predicted model, not a curated record. Gene Ontology annotation, cellular component: cytoplasm; Arp2/3 protein complex; actin cytoskeleton. The transcript is spliced from 4 exons. Gene Ontology annotation, molecular function: actin filament binding. The coding region runs from base 56 to 517 and encodes 153 amino acids.
GCGGAGUCGAGGUCGGGCGGCGGCGGAGCGGGCAGAGCGGGCGCCGAGCCCCGCCAUGGCCCGGAACACCCUGUCCUCGCGCUUCCGUCGGGUGGACAUUGACGAGUUUGACGAGAACAAAUUCGUGGACGAGCAGGAGGAGGCGGCGGCCGCGGCGACCGAGCCAGGCCCGGACCCGGGCGAGGUGGACGGGCUCCUGCGGCAAGGGGACAUGCUCCGGGCCUUUCACGCCGCGUUGCGGAACUCUCCCGUCAACACCAAGAAUCAAGCUGUGAAGGAACGAGCCCAGGGUGUUGUGCUGAAAGUGCUUACAAAUUUUAAGAGCAGCGAAAUUGAGCAGGCUGUGCAGUCACUGGACAGAAAUGGCAUUGACUUGCUAAUGAAGUACAUUUAUAAAGGGUUUGAGAAGCCCACAGAAAAUAGCAGCGCAGUGUUACUUCAGUGGCAUGAAAAGGCAUUAGCAGUAGGAGGACUAGGCUCCAUUAUAAGAGUUCUUACAGCGAGAAAGACUGUUUAAAAUAAAAAGGGACUCUUGUUACCUUGCGAAGAAUUUUGGAUGCCCAAGCCGGUGAAGACGGGAUUGACAACGACCAUCUUCCUAGGACUCCCAACUAAACUAUUGCAGGACGUGCAUCCACUCAAGUGUAUUUUAUUUUCAAGGUGGAGGGAGAAAUCGUCUUACUGUUUCCUAAAUCCUUUGCAGGAUCUGAUAGUCUAUGCCUUUGUCCACAAGAAUGCAGAACUGACAUUGUGACUGUCUCCCAGAGGGACUGGCCAGCGUUGGUCAGGGAUACCUGUGUGCACUGCCUGUUUAAAACGGGAGCGGGAUGAUCCGGGCAGGUGCAGAUCCAAGGGCUGUGGUGAAAGGGAGAGUUGUGUUUUUUUUUUUUUUUUUAAGUGGAAAAACCCUGAGGGUUUGUACAGCGUCCGACCUCCCCCAGAAGCCGGGCUCUCUUGGGUUCCUUGUAAAGUGCCUGCUGCAUCAAUAAAGCUCUUGGCUUAUUAGAUAUAC